This is a messenger RNA of Cheilinus undulatus (humphead wrasse), 2322 nucleotides long. RefSeq names its product protein Tob1-like. Gene Ontology annotation, biological process: regulation of gene expression. The record is from RefSeq and is a predicted model, not a curated record. Gene Ontology annotation, molecular function: transcription corepressor activity. Gene Ontology annotation, cellular component: cytoplasm; nucleus. The coding region runs from base 359 to 1378 and encodes 339 amino acids. NCBI's taxonomy places the organism in Eukaryota, Metazoa, Chordata, Actinopteri, Labriformes, Labridae. The transcript is spliced from 2 exons.
ACUCCCAGGCUGUGGGGAGUCGGCUUGUUAGCCUGUGAAUCGGAUUUCAACAAUACCUCAAGGCAGCAGAAUCGCCUGGAACAUUAUAACAUCACUCGUGACUCUUUUAGGAAGUAUUUCGAGAGGCUGUACAAGAAUUGACGUUUGCUAGGACGGACUUUAGUACGUGCAUGAAGGACCUGCUGUGAAUUUUCAUGAUCCUGAACCUAACCCUGCUGAAGGAAGGACAUUUGUUUUGGCAACAGGCGCUCCAUCAGAUUGUCAUUGCGCUGAUCACUGCUGCCUUCGAGAUUUUUGCAACACUCAGAAAAAGCAACUCUGUGACGGAAAGUGAAUCAUCCUUACCACUGAAGCAGCUAUGCAGCUUGAAAUUCAAGUAGCACUCAACUUUAUUAUUUCCUAUUUAUACAACAAACUCCCUCGAAGACGUGUGAAUAUCUUCGGCGAAGAGCUUGAGAGACAGCUGAAGAAGAAAUAUGAAGGCCACUGGUAUCCGGAUAAGCCAUACAAAGGUUCAGGGUUCAGGUGCAUCCAUGUAGGGGAGAAGGUGGACCCUGUGGUGGAGCAGGCAGCCAAAGAAAGCGGGCUGGACAUUGAAGAUGUCCGGAAUAAUCUCCCUCAGGACCUUAGCGUGUGGAUCGACCCCUUUGAGGUUUCAUACCAGAUUGGGGAGAAGGGACCAGUCAAGGUGCUAUAUGUGGAUGAUAACAAUGAGAAUGGGACAGAGCUGGACAAGGAAAUCAAGAACAGCUUUAAUCCUGAGGCCCAGGUCUUCAUGCCAAUCAGUGACCCUGUCGGGGCUUCUUCAGAAUCCAGCUCUCCCUCUCCUCCUUUUGGGCAAUCUGCUGCCGUGAGCCCCUCCUUCAUGCCACGCUCCACCCAGCCCUUAACCUUCACCACUGCCACCUUUGCUGCCACCAAAUUUGGCUCCACUAAAAUGAAAAGCAGCGGCCGGGGCAACAACACCAACAACAGCAGUAGCAGCAAGGUGGCCCGCACCUCCCCUACCAAUAACCUGGGUCUGAAUGUCAACACCCUGCUGAAGCAGAAAGCCAUCUCCACCUCCAUGCACUCACUGUACGGACUGGGCCUGGGUCAGCAGCAGCAGCAGCAGCAGCAGCAGCAGCAGAAGGCCUCUGCUCUCUCCCCUAACGCCAAGGAGUUUGUGUUCCCCAGCCUGCAGGGCCAGGCCAGCCCUGGAGCUGUGUUCCCCGGGGAGGGCUCCUUGGGACUCGGCCCCCUGCAGUACAACAAUGCCUUUGACAUGUUCGCGGCCUACGGAAGCCUCAAUGACAAGUCCCUUAUGGAUGGCCUCAACUUCAGUCUGAGCAACAUGCAGUAUUCUAACCAGCAAUUCCAGCCAGUAAUGGCUAACUAAACUCAUCACUGAGAUGUUAUUUAUGAAUGAUGGUGGCUCAAAGAGAAGGAAAAACAAAACGCACACUUAGAACUGGACUUUCAAGGAUCUAGUCUAGUCAGUCAAGCGCAUGUGCCCAAGGGUGUUUUUACUGGGCCCCCUUGAGUUGGUUUCUACUAAAAGCUUGUUGUACAAACACAUCCAAGCUUGGUUACUUCAAUUCAACAUGCAUCCUUGUUUUUCUUUUUCCUUUUUGCCAACCAAGCACAAAAUUUUUUACCAUGUUGAGAAAAUUCUCCAAAAACUAAAAAAAAAAAACAAGCUUCAAGUUUUGGCCUCUUACAGUAUUUUACAGGUGGUAAGACAAGGCUGAUUUUUAUGAAUUGGCACUACUAAGUGGGGUUACUUGGUCUUUUUCUAAUUGUAUAAUUUAAUUUAGUACAGAGUUUGUAAGAUAUCAGAGUAUAUAUUGUUUCUAUGACAUGGUGUUGCAUUUAUAUCUUUUUACUACUCCAGUGAUCUGUGAUGGCUGCAGCAGCUUUUCCUUAUUUUUUCUUUUUUUAAAGAUAAUUGUUAAAGAAAUCCAUCUUUAAAAAAUACAUCAAAUAUUCUGAAGAUUGUGUACAGAGUAUUCCUUAGUGGUGGAAUUCAAGUGUAGGAAUAUUUGCUUUUUCUGAAAGAUGAAUUGUAUUUUCUGUUAAGAAGUUUAAAAAGAUUUUGCUAUACUAUGGACAAAAUGUAAUCGUAUGAAUAUUAAUUUUGUACCUACAUUGUGCAAUACUUGAUAAAAAAUACGGUAUAACAAAGUAUUUUGAGUCAGUGUCUUACAUGUCAAGAGGGACUGAAAUAGUUUAUAUUGUUAAGUUUGUAUUAAAUGCUUAAAAAUUAUAUGCUUGUCUUUAUUUUUUUUAAUUUCAUAUUUGCACCCUGGUCUUUUUAAUAAAAUAAACGACAGUUGAACAUGA